This is a messenger RNA of Closterium sp. NIES-67, 3739 nucleotides long. The record is from the annotation of a GenBank genome assembly. NCBI's taxonomy places the organism in Eukaryota, Viridiplantae, Streptophyta, Zygnematophyceae, Desmidiales, Closteriaceae.
CCAGGGUCCUUCCCUUUCAUCCUUCACUUCCUACCCCACCUUCCAACUGUGUUUCAAUGCCUUUUCUAUCAUGCCUCUGAUCUUGUAAGCUUCAAUCAUAGUGACUCUGAGGACUGUCAACUUCUCCUAGGGCAGAUUACCCCCCAGUGCGCCAAACGCCAUAGCUCACUCGUUUAGCUACGGAAUCGAGUGAUUCAACUUUCAGUGGAAAGCUGACACUGCCAGCUACAACAUAUCCGAUUUUCAGAUCGUUUCACCGAUUGGAGUUUUUGAUAUAGCUAUUCGAAGGUCGCGAGUUUUCUGGGCGUCAUAACGAAGUGCUGCAGAAAUUUCCAAGGAGCCAUUGAAUCAUCUGCUUAUAGCCUUCUCUAACCAACAAGUGGUAUCAGAGCCUAUUAUCACGCAUUUGGGACCUAAAAUACGAUGGGAGAUAAAGAGGACUCUGGUGGAGGUGAUACUUCAGUCCAAGGAGGCAGCUCAACCCAAGAUUCUGGCAUUGCAGCGCAAAGGGGAGCGCGUACAAGCCAGGGGUCACUGCUUAAGGAGGUGCUGAAGAACUUCACCAUUGAGAAGUUCUCUGGAGAUGGCUAUGAUGAUUGGGCAUGGAAGAUGCAGCUCUACUUUCGACAAAUUGGCCUCUUGAAGCUCAUGAUUGGAACGGAGCCAAGGCCAAAGGAAAUGGCAGAGCAAGCGGACUGGGAUGAACGUUCAUCUGCUGGGUACUAUCUACUGUCACAAAGCUUGGAGCUGAACCAGAGGCAUCACAUCAUGCAUCUGCUACCGGAAAUUGAUUGUGGGCCCAAGGCAUGGGCAGUGCUCAAGGACCUGCACGCUCCGACAUCGGUUGCCGCUUCUCUCAUGCUGGAUCGGGAGCUGUCCAUGCUGCGGUUGAGCGAGAAUGAAGCUGUGCAGCCCGUACUGGACAAGAUGAGGGAACUCUACGCGAAAUUGGCGAUUGCAGGCAUCACGUACCCAGAGCAGACAAAGUGUCUCAAGAUGCUCAGCCUGCUGCCGGAGUCUUGGCUGCAAUUUAUAAGCGGACUCAGCUUGCCACAAAACCAAAGUCAAUGGACAUUGGAGUGGAUUCGCACCAAGAUUCUGGAAGAAGAUUUUCGUCGCUAUACACUGCGCGGAGGUGAUGACAGCACCAGCGGCUAUGCCAUGCAAGGGACAUGGAGGGAUCGAGGGCGUGGCAAUCGCGGUCGCUCUUACCACAGCCAAGGUGGUCGCGGGACUUGGAACCAGCGGGGGCGUGGUGGCGCUGGUGCAAGAGGAAGAGGUGGUCACUCCAACAAUGACAACAGUGAACCACGCUUGAGGGGAGAGUGCUGGUAUUGCAAGGAAGAAGGGCAUCCAUGGUUUCGCUGCCCUACCAAGCCCGACUGGUGGACCCCUUGGAACCAAUCGGAGAAGGGGAAUGGAGGAAAACAACCACAUGGAGGUGCCAACAUGGUAGCUGAUCCUGCUGAAGAAACCUCCAAGGAUGACAGAGGAAUGCGAAAUGAGGAGAGGAAUGCUGGACAGUUCUACCAUGUGUGUGACAAAGAUGACAGUGGCACAGCUGUUGCAAGGGCUGGAGAGGAAUUGCACCCGCUUGACAUGUGGGUCAUGGACUCUGGUGCUGCAUGGACAAUGACACCACGCAAGGACUUGCUGGAUGCUGUGCGAGCGCCUCCAAUCUCUGAAGUGCGCUCAGCAUCCGGACAUGCAGUGAAGGUCGCUGGAGUUGGUCGAGCUGCAUUCAGAGCACCUGAUGGUGGACUGGUUGUGCUGAAGGAUGUGUUACUCGUACCGGGGCUGAAGGCCAACCUGAUAUCGCUGCGCAAGCUAGGCCAGGCCGGAGUCAGCACCACCACCAAUGGAUCCAAAACAUUCAAGGGGCUGCGAGGAGAUCGUGUGUUAUGGGAUUUACACGAAAGCAGAGAUGUCUUCAGAUCCAUGUGGCAGAUCCCUGCACUGAUAUGGGAAUCAACAAAGAAGGAGUUGGGAGAAGUAAAGGCGGGUUCUGGAGUCCAGGGGGAGUGUAAUGCAGUUAGUGCUGCAGGAGUGACGGUUUCUGCAAGGUCGGGGGAGACUGAUUGGGAAACCGCACACAGGCGUCUAGGGCAUGUGGCUAUGCCAUUGCUGCAGCAACUGCAUAAGGAAGAAGCAGUAAAGGGGCUCAAGCUUUCUGGGCAACCAAAUGCUACCAAGUGCGAGACGUGUCUGCUGAGCAAGUUCACACGGUUCCCCUUUCACGGCGUAGCUGGGAAAAGCAAGGCAGCACUGGAACUGGUGCACAUGGACCUCGUAGGACCUUUUCCAGUCCGAGGAAGUAAGGGGGAAAGGUACUUCCUGACAAUAGUUGAUGACUGGAGUCGGCUGAUGUGGGCAUACCCGUUGAAGCAGAAGGAUCAUGCUGCCUCAACAAUACGAGAUGAUUGGCUGCCGUUCGUCGAGCGACAAUCUGGGCACCCAUGCAAGAGCAUCAGAACCGACCGAGGUGGAGAGUUUCUAGGAGGAGAUCUGACUGCGUGGCUCAAGAAACAAGGCAUUGAGCAUCAGCUAACGACGUCCUAUACCCCUCAGUCAAAUGGCGUUGCUGAGAGGGCUAAUAGGACCAUCCUGGAAACUGCGCGAGCGCUGCUGAUCGAAUCAGGGCUGGGGAACUCCAUGUGGCCUCAUGCGGUGAGGCAUGCUACAGUGGCAAGGAACCGCGUACUCACAAAGGUGGCUGAUGAUAUGUGGGUGCCGCUGGAGAGGUGGCUUGGAAAGAAGCCUCCAGUGGACAUGCUUCGAGUGUUCGGAUGCAUGGCAGUGGCGCAUGUCCCUAAACCGUACAGGACAAAGCUUGGAGCAUCUGCACUUUGGUGUGUGCACCUUGGGCUUGCGGCAGAGAGCAAGGGGUGGCUACUCUGGGAGCCCUCAAAGAAUGUGCUGUUUGAUAGUCGGGAUGUCAAAUUGGUGGAGAACAUCAUGUAUGGCAAGUGGGAGAAGCAGCCGGAGGCAAGGGUCACCCAGCAGCUGGAAGAGAUCACUAUGCACUUCGAUCUGUCCGAACCUGAGGACAGCGAAGUCACUGCGCCAACGGCAAGCGGUACUGAUGAAGGAAGCAAUGAGGAUAUUGCAGCUGAUGCUGAAGUCAAGGAUCCGGAGCAGCAGCAGCAAGAGGCUUCCAAAACACCAAGUCUGCCAAAGCGAAGGAAACAGAUUGGUGGGGGGACAAAGGAUUGGGUGAAGGUGAAAGAAUGGGUAAAUCCAACCAUCUACCCUGCACGUACCAGAAUGGCAAUGAGAAAGCUGUUGAGCUCCACAAGUGGAGGAGCCACAACUGAGCAGCAGGAACAGGCUCAAGGCGAAGAUGCAGUGCUGUUCUUGGGUGAUGACCAAGAGUCAGAUGACAAGGAGCCUGCAUACUGCUUUUACGCACCAAUACAACCUCCGAGCAUGGAUCAUGCGCUAGCCGGGCCUCAACGGGGGAAGUGGCUCGUUUCAAGAGAUGCAGAGUACAACAGCAAGAUGGAGAAUCACACAUGGGACCUGGUGUAUUGCCAAAUGGGAAGAAGGCAAUACAGUGCAAGUGGCUGGCAAAAAUCAAGACGGAUGAGAAAGGAGAGCCAUCAGUUUACAAGAGCAGGCUGGUGGCAAAGGGGUUUCAGCAGAAAGAGAAGGAAGAUUACAAAGAAGUGUUUGCCCCAACUGCUAAGUCUCCAACGCUACGUGUGCUGCUGGCGGUAGCUGCUGUGCGCAAAUGGAAGGU